Molecule: messenger RNA, 1866 nt
Organism: Mya arenaria
Lineage: Eukaryota; Metazoa; Mollusca; Bivalvia; Myida; Myidae
Product: lim and transglutaminase domain protein ltd-1-like
Exons: 7
Coding region: 1-1866 (621 amino acids)
Source: RefSeq, a predicted model, not a curated record
AUGGGCUGCGGAGGCUCAACACCACCUCCACCCUUACUGGCGCCCCCACCUCCUCAUCGAGAACCGACACCUCUUCCGCCGGACAAGGCGGAAGUGAUAAUAGACACCGCUGUGGAUGAGCAUGAGUUAUCUUCAACUGAAGAAACUUACCCGGAUGUGAUUCCACCGCCCUCUAGUGAAGCUACAGACGUCAAAAUUAAAGGCAACGACCGUUGGUUCGAGGAUGACGACUUCAAUAAAGCGAGCGACGACGCCGAUCUUUUUAACGUGGAGGAAGGGCGUGAUGAUAUCAGUGUGACGUCAUUAGGUUGGGAGGUUGGUGGAAGAACCAAGAAAGAUAAACAUUCCACUAAAGCUAAACCAACUUUAAAGUUUAAUGAAGUGGAUGACCAUGCAAGAAAGGCAAGUGACAGACUCAUGGAUUCCUUUCGAGAACUUACUGCCUACCUGAAACGUUCAGGGUCCCAGGAUCGGUUCAAUGAAAUAAUGCUGGCUCGUGCUAUUGUUGUAUGGAUGAGCACUCAGCGGAUGGACACACCCUGUGUUGGAGAUAUAGAGAGUCCUCGAGGUGUGAUGCAGCUGGUGAAAGAACGCCGGAUGACGUACACAACGUGCUAUGCUCUUCUAUGCAGGUUCUUAAUGUUAAUAAAUAAUCUGGAAUUGACACUCCAAUGUGCCAUUAUAAAUGGUCUAGUAAAAGCAGCGCGGUACGAACCAGGAAAUACAAAACUUCCGACAACGAACUGGACAGCCGUAUAUUGCGGCGAUUUCGGUUGGCAAAUUGUGCACCCAUUUUGGAUUUGUCGAGCGUUGUUUGGGAAUAAUAUCGGUGGCUGGACGAAGGUUGAAGCUGAUGGGAAAUUAAUGAGACAAAAAGAGAAAGCUUUCGGGGGAAUUGUCCGAAAUACGUUCCAGGACCGGUACUUUAUGCCAAAACCGUCGGAAUUCCUCUACGAAGCAUUUCCCUUCCAAAAGGACUGGCAAAUGGUUAAACCAGAAGCUCACCUUAAGACCAAGGAAGAGUUCUACAAGUAUCCGUACCUCCUCCCGCCCUUUCACGGCCAAGCUCUCAAUCUGGAGAGUGAACAGUCUUGCAUUUUAGAAACUGUUAAUGGAUUCUCCCGCAUUCAACUGAAAGCCAAAACGACGAACGCACAUAUGCUUAAUCUUCAAUACGAGCUGUUCAAGAAAGAUGAACAUGACGAUUCAGACGAUUCAAAAAACGUUCUGGCACGGAUGGUCUUUAACUCAAGAGCGAACGAACAUUUUAUAUUUGAUGUACGGUUUCCGAGAACGGGAACAUACAAACUUGUUAUUUACGGCGGACCAUAUAAGUCGACAGCGCUACGGCUCUGUGAAGUUUUGAUUAAAUGUAAACAGACGAUGAAAGAUUUUGAUCUACUGCCUCUUAGCUGUGAACAUUUUGGUUAUGGACCAGGCCCAGUAUCGAUGGAAGCAGGCCUUAUGAUGCCAACCAAACCGAACGGACUAAUUCCCGUCAACACGAAUGACAAGAAGCUUUCAACGGAAAUCAAGUUUCAAAUCAGAGAUGAUUUUGUUAAACACGAGCAGUAUUCUGCAUCUAUACACGGCGGUGAGGUUGGCGGGCGACGAGCGUCGAAGAUCGAUGGUAGCGACUUUGUGAAAGGGGUCAAUGAUGAAAGUGUUUCAGAGAAGAAACACGUCUCAGUUAAAAUUACCACUGAGAAUCAGUUGGUGAUAACGGUUCGCCUCCCGCGAGAGGGUGAAUUUGGCGUAACCAUCCACAAGGCGGCAAGUGUUUCCGGUGAGCAGCAAGAGAAGGCCAUCUGCAACUACCUGGUCUCCACGCUGCAAUAUCAUGGUACAUUUUACAAGGUCUGGUGA